Acromyrmex echinatior (Panamanian leafcutter ant) is the source of this 1854-nucleotide messenger RNA. It is a transcript of the gene Tk, whose product is annotated as tachykinin. Lineage: Eukaryota; Metazoa; Arthropoda; Insecta; Hymenoptera; Formicidae. The record is from RefSeq and is a predicted model, not a curated record.
CAGUUGACUGGUAUUCGCCACAUCGAGUAGGUCUCAUCUUGGGAUUCUGAGGAUUAUCGAACUUUGAUUGUCAAGCUUACUCUUCUGAGAUCUCAUACAUCACCGUAUCUUUUAACGCUUCCAAUCUUACUUCUAAAAGAAUGCUUUUUAGUUCGGUUCUUUUCCUGGCAGUCUGGACUAGUUCGUCAUUCGCAGAGGAAUCCUCCAAUGAUGCCGCGUCUGCCAAACGAGCGCCCAUGGGAUUUCAAGGUAUGCGCGGAAAAAAGGACCUUAUUCCUACAAUCGCAGAACACAAUGAACUUUCCAAAAGAACAUUAGUGAAUUUUCAGGAUAAGGAUUCGAGCGCGUCCGAAAUUGAGGACAAUCUUCUGCACGAUGAGUUUGACAAAAGAGCACCAAAGGGAUUUCAGGGUAUGAGGGGGAAAAAGGAUUAUUUGACACCUGAUUUUGAGGACUCCUAUUUCCUUGAGGACUACAACAAAAGAGCGCCAAUGGGUUUUCAGGGUAUGAGAGGCAAGAAGGCUAUAUUAGAAGACGAAUAUUAUAAACGUGCACCUAUGGGAUUUCAAGGAAUGAGAGGGAAGAAAUCUUUGGAGGAGAUGCUGAGUGAAAUUGAAAAGAGAGCUGCGUUGGGCUUUUACGGUACUAGAGGAAAAAAAACAUAUGUUUUCGAGUAUCCACAAGAUUACGAAAAGAGACUUUUAGCAAUGGACUUCCAAGAUAUGCACAAUAAGAUAAAAGAAGAAUGGGAAAAAAGGGCUCCUAUGGGAUUUCAGGGGAUGAGAGGCAAGAAAGCAUUGUACGACGAAAUAGAAGAACUUGAGAAAAGAGCCCUUAUGGGUUUUCAAGGCAUGAGAGGCAAGAAAGACGGCUUUGAAAAUUACAUAGAUUAUUACAUAGAUGAUCCCGACAUGGAUUUCGACAAGAGGGCACCAAUGAGUUUUCAAGGGAUGAGAGGCAAGAAAGACACCGAUAAGAGAGCACCGAUGGGUUUUCAAGGUAUGCGGGGCAAGAGGAGUGUAGGACAAAGAUUUGACCCCAACAUGAAUUUUGGAUCAUUAAACGAAUAUCAAGGAAGGAGCAAUAGAAGACACAUUCUAGCCUCGUGCCAAGUCGAAAAACGAUCGCCUUUCCGAUAUUUUGAGAUGCGCGGUAAGAAAAAUCCACGAUGGGAGUUACGGGGGAUGUUUGUGGGGGUGAGAGGCAAAAAAUGGGCGAAUGCCCCGUACGAGGACAACAGCCCGUUCAUAAGGGUGCUUGAUAACACCGAGAGGAUCGGCAUGGAUGGGGAUUCGCCGACAACAUUAGAUUCACAAUAAUACAACAGCUCUUAGAAACGAUAACGCAACUGUUACGAAACGUCUCCUCCAAAUAAUUAAACCGAUAUAGCUAAAUCUAAAAACGAGGAAAAAAGAAGACGUAUCUAUCAGUUAUGAUAAUGGAUGCAGUAUAUUGUCAUUUGUUAUUUUAACAAUUUGUUAAGGCUUCGUUAUUGUAUUUUACAUAUCAUAAGUUAUUUUACAUAUUAUAAGCCGAUUUUGAUCUAGUCAAUGUGUAUGAUUUAUUAUAUAUACAUUAUUACUUAUGUUUUUAUGUUUUCAUAAAAUUCAGAAUUGCGUGCGUUGGACGCAGGUCGCAAAUCACAAGUCGCAGAUACAAUCGUAGCUGAGGACAUAAAUUCAAAGUGUACACAAUGAAUAUGGUAUAUGAAAGAAAAGUUCUUCUGUUUCGAAUGUUUCAUAAAUAGUACUCUACACGCGAAACUCUUGCUGUAAUUCCAUAUAUAACUCUCCCAUGAUAAAAUUAGAGAGAGAAAGAAAGAGAGAGAGAGAGAGAGAGAGAGAGAGAGAGAGA